Molecule: messenger RNA, 1919 nt
Organism: Canis lupus familiaris (dog)
Lineage: Eukaryota; Metazoa; Chordata; Mammalia; Carnivora; Canidae
Gene: THEM6
Product: thioesterase superfamily member 6
Exons: 2
Coding region: 1-627 (208 amino acids)
Source: RefSeq, a predicted model, not a curated record
AUGCUGGGGCUGGCCGUGGCGUCGCUGGCCGUGGCGCUCGCCUACUUCGCGCUGCUGGACGGCUGGUACCUGGUGCGCGUGCCGUGCGCCGUGCUCCGUGCGCGCCUGCUGCAGCCGCGCGUCCGCGACCUCCUGGCCGAGCAGCGCUACGCCGGCCGCGUGCUGCCCUCGGACCUGGACCUGCUGCUGCACAUGAACAACGCGCGCUACCUGCGCGAGGCCGACGUGGCGCGCGCCGCGCACCUGGCCCGCUGCGGGGUGCUGGGGGCCCUGCGCGCGCUCGGGGCCCGCGCCGUGCUGGCCGCCUCGUGCGCGCGCUACCGCCGCUCGCUGCGCCUGCUGGAGCCCUUCGAGGUGCGCACCCGCCUGCUGGGCUGGGACGCCCGCGCCUUCUACCUGGAGGCGCGCUUCGUGAGCCUGCGCGACGGCUUCGUGUGCGCGCUGCUGCGCUCCCGCCAGCACGUGCUGGGCACCUCGCCGGAGCGCGUCGUGCGGCACCUGUGCAAGCGCCGGGUGGAACCCCCGGAGCUGCCAGAAGACCUGCGGCACUGGAUCGCCUACAACGAGACCAGCAGCCAGCUGCUCAGGGCUGAGAGCGGGCUCAGUGACGUGGUCAAGGACCAGUGACCACCACGCCCCCCACCGGCCUCGCCCUGGGGCAGUUGCCCACCCGCCCCUGCAUGUCAGGGGCAGAGAGCACAGAGUGGGCUGGCACAGAGUCGUCUCCCCGCUGGAGUGGCCUGCAUCCCAGCCCCCCUUCCGACGCUCUGGCCCUCCCUCCCCCUGCUGGUCUUGGAAGCUCCUCCCCUGCCCCCACACAACGCUGGGCACCGGACGAGGGCGACACAGGUGCCCGGCUCCAGCUCUGCCCUCGGGGUGGAGGUGACGAGGAAGGUGGGAGGCCCAGGGCCCUCGGCCUGUGGGCUGUGGGGGGGAAGAGGGUUUGGCCCCACCCUGCUGAUGGACCCAGGCUUCCGUAGGCUCAAGUCGGGAGAGUGCUGGGACCAGAGGGACCAGAGGGACCAGCUGGAAGCACCCUGAGCCCCGGAGUCUGGAGUUUGAGUUUGACAGAGCUGCUGGGGGUGGGGCGGGGAGUGUUGUGGCAGGAGUGAGGCCAGAGCAGCCCUGGGGCACGGGUGGGGCCUGAUCACAACAGCAGAUCCCUCUGGCCGCAGGUGACACCGGGGCAGGCCCAGGGUGGGGUCUGGGCAAUCGGGGCCAGGCAGACCGACCAGAGGGCACAGGGGCGCCCCUGGGGUGGGGGCAGGACCUGUGGUUGGAGCAUGUGCGGGGGCCCAGUGCAGGUCGGGGGGUGCAGAGUCUCCUGUGGCCGUACUGGUGGUGAGCCUCCCGUCCCAGCUGGGCCUGCUGCUGCCGAGGAAGCAGAGCAGGGAGCAGGGUUGUGCCCACAUGCCCUCUGCACUUUGCCCUCGCUUCUCUACACCACUGGGUGCUCACUGGGCUGUGCUCUGACUGUGGUGAGGGCCCUGUCCUCUCUGGGCCUUCACCUCAUUGGCCUGCGCUCCUGGGGUUGUCAUCCCCAUCUGCCUUCUGGGGACUUCCUCCUUCCCUCCAAGCGCUGGGGCCAGGGAAGGGUCUUUACGGCUUUGCUUGAGGGGCUCCCUGUCAGGGUCACCAGCUGCUGGAACACCAGCCGAGCUGCCUGUCCCCGCCGCCUCGCUCGCCUUCCUGCCGAGGAGGCCCGGGGACGAGCAGAACCCGGCGCAGAGCGGCCCAGCCAGGUGGGCAGAGCCGGGAGCCUUCGCUCUGGGUGGCUGGAGACGCGGCUCAGGCCCCGGGGGUGGCACUGCUGCUCACCCAGGACGAGGCGGCCGCCGCCACGCACCUGCUCCCACCAGCCCGUGGUGUGGCUGGGGCCACCCCCCCCCCCCCGCCCUGCCGGGCCCCGCCAGCUGGAG